Molecule: messenger RNA, 2150 nt
Organism: Momordica charantia (bitter melon)
Lineage: Eukaryota; Viridiplantae; Streptophyta; Magnoliopsida; Cucurbitales; Cucurbitaceae
Source: RefSeq, a predicted model, not a curated record
UCAUUUGCCCCCGAAGAGAGCGGCCUCGCGGUCAGUUUCAGGGGAAUUUUUACUGUUGAACGGUGGUCGAGUGGAGACGGAGAGGCAAAUUUCUAGAUUCAAAACCUAAAUUGCAGUUUUUUAUUGUCAUUAUUGAGAAGAAAUUUGCGUCUGUUCAUCGUAAUUAUGAUCAGUUUUGGAAUCGACUCAGACUGUUCGUGACACUGUUUCGGACGUUACAGUUUGCUGAUUGGAGGUAUUAUUGUCGGUGUGGCUCCCCCCUUCUUAAGCAACUGGGGUACACUCGUUGAGCUCUACCAUUCGUUGCUUCUAAACAAUGGGGAAGAAUAAAGAAGUAAUUCGGCUGGAGCGUGAAUCCGUCAUUCCGGUGUUGAAGCCGAAGCUGAUAAUGACCUUGGCUAAUCUAAUUGAACAUAGUUCUGAUCGGGCCGAAUUCUUGAAACUCUGCAAGAGAGUCGAGUAUACAAUUCGAGCUUGGUAUCUUCUACAAUUUGAGGAUUUGAUGCAACUCUACUCUCUUUUUGAUCCUGUUCAUGGAGCCCAGAAGUUGGAGCAGCAGCAUCUAUCCUCUGAGGAAAUUGAAGUGCUAGAACAAAAUUUUCUAUCAUACUUGUUUCAGGUUAUGGAAAAGAGCAAUUUCAAGAUAACAAGUGAUGAGGAGAUCGAAGUUGCACUUUCAGGGCAAUAUCUCCUAAAUCUUCCUAUUACAGUUGAUGAUUCCAAGCUGGACAAGGUUCUUUUAAAGAAAUAUUUCGCUACACAUCCUCAACCCCACCUACCAGACUUUGUUGAUAAGUAUGUUGUCUUUAGGCGAGGAAUUGGAAUUGAUCGAACAACUGAUUUCUUUUUCAUGGAGAAAGUAGACAUGCUUAUUGGAAGAUUUUGGGCAUAUCUUUUAAGGUUAACAAGGCUGGAAAAGAUUUUCUCCAGACGGCCAAGUAGACGGCAUAUGGGAGAUAGGAAGAAGAAUGAUGAUAUUCCUCCUGAUGCUGAUAAUGCCGAUUUAUAUGUUGAACGAAUUCGUCUGGAGAAUAUGGAAUUGAGUGCUCGCAAUAUGCUGGGCAAGAUUACUAUUCAAGAACCUACCUUUGAUAGGAUUAUUGUAGUUUACAGGCGAGCAAGUACAAAGUCUAAACCUGAACGUGGAAUAUAUGUCAAGCAUUUUAAAAACAUUCCAAUGGCUGAUAUGGAAAUAGUACUUCCUGAAAAGAAAAAUCCGGGACUGACUCCAAUGGACUGGGUUACGUUCCUUGUAUCGGCUAUAGUUGGGCUGGUUGCUGUUGUGGGUUCAAUUGAAAUGCCCAAGGCUGAUUUUUGGGUCAUUGUCGCUGUUCUCUCUACAGUUAUUGGUUACUGUGCAAAGACAUAUUUCACGUUUCAGCAGAACUUGGUUACUUAUCAGAACUUAAUUACACAAUCAAUGUAUGAAAAACAGCUGGAUAGCGGAAGGGGUACACUUCUUCAUUUGUGUGAUGAUGUGAUCCAGCAGGAAGUCAAAGAGGUGAUCAUUUCAUUCUUUAUAUUGAUGGAACAAGGCAAAUCUACUUUAGAAGAUCUUGAUCUACGGUGUGAGGAGUUGAUCAAAGAAGAGUUUGGUGAGAGCUGCAACUUUGAGGUGGACGAUGCAGUUCAAAAGUUAGAGAAACUCGGAAUUGUUUCUCGGGAUACAAUUGGACGUUACUACUGUGUUGGAUUGAAACGCGCUAACGAGAUCAUCGGACCGACUACGGAGGAGCUUGUCCUGAAAGCGAGGCAGGGCACCAAUUCUUGAAAAAUGAAAAGGCAAGCCCCUUCCUCCUUUCAGAAAGAAUCUUGGCUCUAAAGCAUGGGAGAAUUGUAGUUUCAAUUGCAACUGUAGAUAGAUGAAGUGAAAUCGCUGCUUAGAAAAUUUUCCACUUCAAUAGUUCAGUGAUAUAAGCUGAGUAGUUUGGUUCAUGUAUUUACCUCUUAUGAAUUCAUAGAAAUGCUACUCUUUGAUUUGGGUCUGGAAUUUAAUUACAUUGCAGCCUUGCAGGUAAAUGAUUUCAACAAUAUACUUUUAUGGCUGUUUGUUUCUAUCUUAGUUUUUGGCUUAGUGAUGGGUGUAUUUUCUUAACCCGGGAUGUUAGUUACGGGAUAAAUUAUUCAAUGGUACAUUAGUUUCAUAAUCA